This is a messenger RNA of Mercurialis annua (annual mercury), 2455 nucleotides long. Its product is annotated as squalene monooxygenase SE2-like. Gene Ontology annotation, molecular function: flavin adenine dinucleotide binding; squalene monooxygenase activity. Lineage: Eukaryota; Viridiplantae; Streptophyta; Magnoliopsida; Malpighiales; Euphorbiaceae. The coding region runs from base 712 to 2247 and encodes 511 amino acids. Gene Ontology annotation, biological process: sterol biosynthetic process. The record is from RefSeq and is a predicted model, not a curated record. The transcript has 9 exons. Gene Ontology annotation, cellular component: endoplasmic reticulum; membrane.
GAAAAUUUACAAAAAGUGAAGGUGAUAGUGUUGCAGAUACAGAGUGUAUGAGCUGAUUUUUCAUGAGCUUCCAUAGCAUCAGCUUCAAUUUUUUUUUUCUUUCACUACAAAUAAAAUUCUACAGGUAAAACAAAUAUUUAACUCAAUUCAAAACCCUAAAACUUCCUUAAAUUUCACUUCGCAUUGCCAUUGAUUCGCCGAUCCCGCCCCCAAAUCUCAUCUCUCACAGUCUUGAAUGAUCUAACGGUGGACUUGAUCUAAAUCAGAUUCCAGAUCAUUGGAGCUUCGUGACCAGGAUAUGUUUCUUGAAAACAACCUGAAACUCCAAAGAAAUUAUCAGCUUAGCAGAAAGAAACAGACAAAGAAGUUUUCUUCAGAACUGAUUGACUCUUUCUCGUUAUUACUCUUUCAAGUCAACACUCUUUUGCCUGUCUCUUGUUUUCAAGAACUUGACAACAUAUUCAUCAUUAUUUGAACAUUUUUUAUAUAUAUUUGUCCAUAUCCCACAUUACAAAUUUUAAUUCAUUGUUUGAGUCAUUUGAUCAAUACCCUUUGGACCAAUUCCCAUGCAGAUAAUUCUUUGACUAGCUUAUACUAUAUAAUGAAACCCCAUAACUCAGUUUCAUACACCACACAACUUAGAGGUUCAAAAAAUUUCAAGCACCAGAGAAGAGAAAAAUUUCCAUUUUUUCUUCAACUUCAGAUUUGGAAAUGGAAUAUCUGUAUCUUAUUAGCGGAUUCAUAGCUUUUACUUUACCAAUUGUAUUGCUGUACAGUUUAGCUGGAAAGAGGAAAAUUAAUGUUUCAGGGGAGCAUGCCAUAGAUUACAUAUUUCAGAAUUCCGAAAAUGAUAUAAUAAAACCAGAGAAAUCCAUGGAGACGGAUAUAAUUAUUGUUGGAGCAGGUGUUGCUGGUUCAGCUCUUGCUUACACUCUUGGCAAGGAUGGAAGAAGAGUCCAUGUUAUUGAAAGAGAUUUGAGUCUGCAGGACAGAAUUGUUGGAGAACUUCUGCAACCUGGUGGCUAUCUGAAACUAAUUGAAUUAGGCCUCGAAGAUUGCGUAGAAGAGAUUGAUGCUCAACAGGUAUUUGGAUAUGCUUUGUACAAGAAUGGGAAAAGCACUAAACUUUCAUAUCCAUUGGAAAGCUUUGAUUCCAAAGUAUCCGGAAGAAGCUUUCACAACGGACGUUUCGUUCAAAGAAUGAGGGAAAAAGCUGAUUCUCUGCCCAAUGUCAGAUUGGAAGAAGGAACAGUUACAUCCUUACUUGAAGUAAAAGGGACUAUCAAUGGCGUGCACUACAAAACUAAGAAUGGUGAAGAAUUUUCUGCAUACGCUCCACUUACAAUAGUAUGCGACGGCUGCUUUUCAAAUCUGCGACGCUCACUCUGCAACCCUAAGGUUGAAAUCCCCUCUUGUUUUGUUGCCUUGAUCUUGGAGAACUGUGAGCUUCCAUAUGCAAAUCACGGACAUGUUAUUCUAGCUGACCCUUCUCCGAUCUUGUUUUAUCGUAUUAGUAGCUCGGAAAUUCGCUGUCUGGUUGACAUACCAGCGGGCCAUAAGCUGCCUUCCGUUUACAAUGGCGAAAUGGCUGCUUAUUUGAAAUCUGUUGUGGCCCCUCAGAUUCCUCCUGAGCUAUUGGAAUCGUUCAAUUCUGCUAUAGAGAAAGGAAAGAUAAGAACAAUGCCAAAUAGAAGCAUGCCUGCUGCUCCUCUUCCAACUCCGGGCGCUCUUCUUCUCGGCGAUGCAUUCAACAUGAGGCAUCCUUUAACCGGUGGAGGAAUGACCGUGGCACUUUCCGACAUUGUUGUAUUGAGAAAUCUGCUUAGACCUCUUCGUGAUUUAAAUGAUGCAUCCGCCCUUUGUGAAUACCUUAAAUCAUUCUACUCCCUUCGAAAGCCAGUGGCAUCUACCAUAAACACAUUAGCAGGAGCAUUAUACAAGGUGUUUAGUUCAUCAUCUGAUCCAGCACAAAAUGAAAUGCGUCAAGCAUGCUUCGACUAUCUCAGUCUCGGUGGCGCGUUUUCAGAAGGACCCAUUGCUUUACUCUCUGGUUUAAACCCUCGGCCGUUGAGCUUGGUUUUCCACUUCUUUGCUGUUGCAAUGUAUGGCGUUGGCCGCUUGAUAUUUCCAUUGCCGUCAGCUAAGCGCAUGUGGAUGGGGGCCAGGAUGAUCCAAGUUGCAUCUGGAAUAAUUUUUCCCAUAGUAAGGGCUGAAGGAGUUAAACAAAUGUUCUUCUCCAAAACCUAACAUUGAAGAUGAUAUUUUAGCAUAGCAUUUUUUUAGUUGAUAAACUAACAAUUUGAUUGUCAAUUGACCAAUGUAACUGUUGAUUUUAGUUUGCUAACAGAUUCUUAAUUUUUUACUUACCUUCUUGUAAUUGCUCUAGCAGAAUUGUAGUGCAAUGUAAUUUCAGUAAUAUAGGAAGUGAUAUAAAAUAUAAAAUCUUUGCCUUGCA